Molecule: messenger RNA, 2116 nt
Organism: Cajanus cajan (pigeon pea)
Lineage: Eukaryota; Viridiplantae; Streptophyta; Magnoliopsida; Fabales; Fabaceae
Product: NEDD8-activating enzyme E1 regulatory subunit AXR1
Biological process (GO): protein neddylation
Cellular component (GO): cytoplasm
Molecular function (GO): NEDD8 activating enzyme activity
Source: RefSeq, a predicted model, not a curated record
AAAAAAGUGAUCCAGAAUCUGAAGGAUGUGACACCGCACGACGUCGUAUCUUGAACUCGUCGCGUCAAAUUUCCCUUCUCCCCUUUCCCUCGUCGUGCCUCGAAACCGAUACACAGCGUCAGUAGCAAGCAAAGCAAAGCAAGCUCGAACUGAUUCACCAAAUAAGCGAAAAGGGAGAAGCAAAAAUUUUUAAAAAAAAUUGCAGGUCUGAACUCAUCAAUGGCUGAACCCAAAGUUAAAUACGAUCGCCAACUCAGAAUAUGGGGUGAACAAGGACAGGCAGCCCUUGAGAAGUCUAGUAUUUGCUUACUUAACUGUGGUCCUACUGGUUCUGAAACACUUAAGAAUCUUGUUCUUGGUGGGGUUGGAAGCAUCACUGUAGUUGAUGGAUCUAAAGUUGAAGUGGGUGACCUUGGAAACAAUUUUUUGGUGGAUGAAUCAAGCCUUGGGAAAUCAAAGGCAAAAUGUGUAUGCUCGUUUCUUCAAGAGCUGAAUGAUGCAGUUAAAGCAAAAUUUGUAGAAGAGUCUCCUGAAACAUUGAUUGAAUCAAAUCCAUCAUUCUUUUCUCAAUUUACUUUGGUUGUUGCCACUCAGCUCGUGGAAAAUUCAAUGAUAAAGCUUGACCGAAUCUGCAGGGAGGCAAAUGUUAUUUUGAUCUUCGCUCGCUCCUAUGGCCUUACAGGGUUUGUUCGAAUUAGUUUGAAGGAACAUGCUGUGGUUGAGUCAAAGCCUGAACAUUUUUUGGAUGAUCUUCGGUUAAAUAAUCCUUGGCCUGAACUCAAGAGAUUUGCAGACGACAUUGACUUGAAUGUGCAAGAUCCUGUGGCUCAUAAACACAUACCAUAUGUUGUCAUUCUUGUCAAGAUAGCUGAUGAGUGGGCCAAAAGCCAUGGUGGUAGGCUUCCAUCGACCAGAGAAGAAAAAAAGGAGUUCAAGGAGCUACUUAAGGCUGGGAUGGUUGCACCAGAUGAAGAUAAUUAUAAAGAAGCUAUUGAUUCAUCAUUCAAAGUAUUUGCUCCCCGAGGAAUAAGUUCCGAGUUGCAACAGAUACUAAAUGAUAGUUCUGCUGAAGUGGACUCUAAUUCUUCAGAUUUUUGGGUGUUGGUGGCAGCUCUGAAGGAUUUCAUUGCAAAUGAAGGUAGUGGGGAGGCCCCUCUUGAAGGAUCUAUACCGGAUAUGACUUCUUCUACUGAGCAAUAUGUGAAUUUGCAGAAUAUCUAUCAUGCUAAAGCUGAGGCUGAUUUUCUUGCAAUUGAACGUCUAGUGAGAAGUACUUUGAAGAAGAUUGGUAGAGACUCAAAUAGCAUUCCAAGGCCAGCAAUUAAAAGCUUCUGUAAAAAUGCAAGAAAACUCAAAGUUUGCAGGUACCGUCUAAUUGAAGAUGAGUUUAAUUCUCCAAAUCUACCCGAGUUACAGAAGUACCUAACUGAUGAGGAUUACAGCAUGGCUGUGGGAAUCUACAUUUUGCUUCGUGCUGUUGACCGGUUUGCUGCUAAUUACAACAGUUUUCCAGGACAGUUUGACAGUGCAAUGGAUGAGGAUAUACCUCGAUUAAAGAGCACAGCAAUUGGCCUACUUAAUGACUUGGGAUGCAAUGGUGCCACUUUGGCUGAGGACCUUAUCAAUGAGAUGUGUCGAUUUGGUGCUGCGGAGCUUCAUGCUGUUGCUGCUUUGGUCGGAGGAAUUGCAUCACAAGAAGUGAUCAAGCUCAUAACAAAGCAAUUUGUACCAAUGUCCGGAACCUACAUAUUCAACGGCAUUGACCACAAGUCGCAGCUGUUGUCAUUGUAACUGCUUGUACUAUGAGUUCUAUCGGAAGAUUCAAGUGUUUGGUGGGGCGGACACUCGUCUAUAAACAACGGCUUCCUUUAGUCUAAUGCACACUACCGAGGCAUUUUUGCUCGUUUGGUGGACAAAACUGGAUUCUUGUUUUAUACAAAAAUUUUGUAUCUACGGACAUGGAUGCCCAAGAGAGGGAAAUUGAUAUUUAUUUGUAAAAUUGAACAGUCCACCUUAUUAAAUGAACUCUACGUUUAUAUGUAACUAAAAGCACUUUUUAGCUGCUGCUUCAAUGUAAUUGCAGGGAAAUCACAUUAUCAUUGCACAAUACGAACCA